AUGGCCAUCCUCUUCUUAAAAGUAUUUAUGCAACGAUUUCUCGAUGGGGAGGAUUUGGCCGGCUGUGAGAGUAUUCGUAAUCCAGUCCCAGCUGUUGGCCGAAUGAUUGCGCUCACCAGCCUGUCACUAGAGCAUCUCGCCGCUUCUUUUAUUAUAGAUGCUAGUCAUUUCUUCGCCAUUGACCCCUCUUGGGAGUGGCCUAACCUAACCUCGCUGGUAUUGACUUGCCGACUCCUGAAGCUAGAAGAUGAUUCCACCAAGAUCGACGCUCUACUACAGGCUGCAGCAGCGGCAGCCCUGAAGAUGCCACGGCUAGAAACCAUGGAGAUCUGGAACGGACGGAAAGGAUUGGCAGCGCUCUUCCAGUAUCGCAUGAUCCGCGGUUCACGGCAAGCCAGGAUCCUUUGGAGGGGAACAUGGAAACAUCCUAUAAGACCAUCUGUCCUUCAGGCUUGGGAAGCCGUCGGAAAUCUCCAUGCCAUUUGGAGACUCGAUGUGGUACAGGAACAGGUGGAUAAAGCAGCCAUCCAGUCACAUGGCGAUGCCUUGCACCACCUAAUGCUCUCUGGCCAAGCCAUUCGGUCUGUCUCGUUGCAGCAAAUCCAGAGAGAACAAAAGUUUCUAGAGGGCGUGGAAGUUGUGUCAUGA
Messenger RNA from Fusarium subglutinans, 648 nucleotides. RefSeq names its product Oxoglutarate iron-dependent oxygenase. The record is from RefSeq and is a predicted model, not a curated record. Bases 1 to 648 code for a protein of 215 amino acids. The transcript is spliced from 2 exons. NCBI's taxonomy places the organism in Eukaryota, Fungi, Ascomycota, Sordariomycetes, Hypocreales, Nectriaceae.